Molecule: messenger RNA, 5358 nt
Organism: Mesorhabditis belari
Lineage: Eukaryota; Metazoa; Nematoda; Chromadorea; Rhabditida; Rhabditidae
Source: the annotation of a GenBank genome assembly
AUGAAGCCUAAAUUAUUCCUAUUCAUACUAAAAAUCCCUUUGCUAUGCCUUCUUUUUCAAUCUUUAAAUGGCCUCAUUCUCAGCGGUGGUCCAAACUCGUAUGCACGUUAUCCGAAAUGGGCUCAUUCCUAUGAGAACUCUUUGUCGCUCGAGCUGAAAACGAAACAAAGUGAUGGCCUUCUUCUAUACACAGAUGAUGGAGGGAUCAACGGGAAUUUCUAUGCUUUAACAAUAGCUGAUGGAAAAAUUCAGUUGGACUUUCGAUUGGGCGAUAACGCGAACGAGCCUGGUAAACGCCCAGUGAACACAAUUCGAAUCGAGGACGUGAGAGUGGAUGAUGAUCGAUGGCACACUUUGAGCAUCUUUCAAUCUUGGGAAAAUGUGAAAAUCGAGCUCGAUCAAACGAAGGCUUUUCGCAUUUUGUACCAACGGAGUUUCGUUUUCGGCAAUUUACUCAAAAAUUCGGAUGUCUUCAUUGGUGGAUUGCCAAAGGAUCUGCACAUGUUGCCCACAAUGUCAUCACCUUUGCGACGGCACACCCGGCAUUUAGCCGUCAACGUUCGCAAUCUUCUCUACCGUCUUUAUCCACAGGGAGUCACUUCACCACAACUUUUGGAAGCUUUUGGAACAAGGCAAAAUGAUGAGGAUCAUUGUAAAGGAUCACUGAAUUCCUAUCGAGAGAGCUUUGUCUGUCAAAAUCAGGGCACUUGCUACAGUACGAAUGAUGGACCGAAAUGCGAUUGCUCGGCCACCGAUCAUGAGGGACCUAAGUGUGAAUCGGAAAGACCCGAUGGAGAGCUUUCAUUCUUUGGCCAAGAAUGGGUUGGAUACGAUGUCUCGAAUUUCACCUCGGCACCAAUUCGAACAAAACGGGAAACGAUACAUUUGCUGUUCAAAACUGUGCAUGGAGAGGCUUUACUAUUCUUUGCUGGAGAUGAUUCGAAUUUUUUGCAAAUCUCGAUUGAAGACGGAUCAGUGCAUGCUUAUUCGAAAUUCGAGGGAACUGAGCAGAGAAUGGUUCGAAUGUUCAACAGCAUCAAUCAAGGCCGAUAUGAUGACGAUCUAUGGCAUUCAAUCGUUGUCGAUCGAAGUCUUCACAUGCAUUCCGAAAAAGUUUCCGCGAUUCACUUGGUGUUGACGGUUGAUGGGCAAAGAGAUGAGAUUCGACAAUAUGCGCCAGAGACUGAUUGGAUUGGCAAUUCUUUUGCAUUCGUUGGCGGGAUUCCUCGCGAGAAAAUGCCUCGUGAGGGUGGCCGUUCAAAGUCUUUUCGUGGCUGUAUGCGGCAGAUCAAGUACGAAGCCGACGCCCAACAAGUGAUUUUUGUGAAUUUGGCCGAUGAGGGUUUUGGUGAAUCGGUGAUUCGAACAGGAGGAGAGCUCGCGUUUUCUUGCAAAAAUCCACAAGUUCCACCCGAUGUCCUCUCGUUCAACACAAGCGAUUCGUUCAUCGCGCUGCCGAAAUGGAAUUCCCUCGCCAGUGGAAGCAUUAGUUUUCACUUUCGAACCUCCGAACCCGAUGGCCUCCUUUUGUACCACGGAGAUGUGGCCUCUUCAUCGGAUUUUGUCGCUUUUGAGCUCAUCGACGGGCAUUUGUUCUUUGUGAUUGAUCUGGGGAGUGGACACGUGAGAUUGCAGACAACAUCCAAGCGUGUCACCGAUUCCCCAUCGCAAUGGCAUUCGGUGUUAUUCGAGCGAGUUGGAAGAACCGGAAAUGUGGUUGUCGAUUCGGUGAAAACCGACUUCAACACGCCCGGUGUCUCGGCGAAUCUCAUUGUUGACGAUCCAGUCUACCUUGGCGCCCUGCCCUUUGAUCUCAACGCUAAGCGAAAAUUUCCGUCCUCGGUUUGGUCGAUCACUUUGCGCAAAGGUUUUGUCGGCUGUAUCAAAAACGUGCGCUUCAAUGGGAUCUCAGCGAAAAUCUCGACAAUCUUCGAGCAACAAAAUCCAAAAGGAAUCUCAAUGGGAUGCACAAAUUCUCACAAAAUCGACUUUUGCGAGGGGAAUCCAUGCCAGAACUUUGCCCGUUGCGAGUCCGGAUUUGCCGGUUUUCACUGUGAUUGCAGCAGCACUGGAAUGGAGGGAGCGACGUGUAGUGAAGAGCCAUUGAUUGCGAGUCUCACCGGGGAUCGUCCCCUUUCCGUUGUUCUCCCAUCAGUAAUGGCUAGUGAAGCGGAAAGUAUCGAAUUUCGAUUCAAAACCGAUACACCAAGAGGGAUCUUGUUGGACACGCGAUCGGUGUCCAAUCGAACACAUCGCUUAGUUGUGAAUCUUUCGAGUGGUGAACUCGAGCUCUUCUUCAACUUUGGAAGCGGGAAACAUACAUUCAAUUGGGGACGAGGAUUGCACGAUAAUCGAUGGCACGAGGCGAGAAUGAAGAGAAGAGGAGAACGGUUGCUAUUAUAUUUGGAUGGGAAAUGGGAGCACAGUUAUUUUCUUCCAUCUCACGAUUUGGUGCUUGAAGUCGAUGAGUUGAGCCUGGGACAAUCGAUUCACACAGACUCCGGAGAGGAGCCAUUCAGGGGACAAAUGACAUCUGCCAAAUUCAAUCACCUCGAUCUCUUGACCAUUUUGAGAAAAGAGAACAAACUUCUCGGCACCACUUCCAGCAAGGAAAGCAAAGGCCAAAGAAAUAUCAAAACGAAAUCCCCAGCCGUUUCUUUCACAAACACUACGGGUUAUGUCACUUUUUCUGCGCAUCGGGUUUCACGCAUUCGGGGCGAUUUUCGGGUUUCUUUCAAAUUUCAAACUUUAUCACGCAAUGCUCUUCUUUUUGCUACUUCCAGCAUCGAUACGCAAUUGGACUCGAUUCUAGUCGAGUUGAUACAUGGAAGAAUAAGAUACACAUAUCGAACGGGUCUUCGCGAAGAGUCAGCCACCUCGCCGACUCUCCCUUUCGGCAAUCAUUUGAGUGACCUACGAUGGCACACUUUGCUUAUUUACCAGGAUCCAAAAACUGGGGAACACAAUCUGAUCGUUGAUAACACGACAUCAGUGCUGACAAAGCUGAAACAUCACAGAGCCGUGCUGACCGGGACCGCAUUUUUGGCCGGAAUCCCACCAUCUUCUCCAGUUUCGGGCCGGCUCGCUACAGCUCGUGGCUUACGCGGAUGUAUCUCCGGAUUGCGGCUUGGAGACGAAGUGUUUGAUAUCCUCGAUGAAGCCGAUAAACUCAAUUUGGUUGUCAGAGGAUGUCAAGGACCACUUGCAAAGUGUUCUCCGGGUGCCUGCUCUAACAAUGGUCGAUGCAUUCAACAAUGGAAUUCGAUCAGAUGCGAUUGUUCGUUAACAGCUCAUGCGGGAGAUCGAUGUAACCAACCAGCCACAACGUAUACUUUCUCGAAAGAUCCAUCGGUGAUCUUCUAUGAAUACUCGGAAAAUGAACGCCCAUCAACCGAGAAAGAUUACGCCGUUCUGGCUUUCAAAACCAUAGCCAAUGAUGGAGUCUUGUUGAGCAUCGAGUGUCUAGCUGAUCGGGAUUAUCUGGCGUUGUUUCUACAAAACGGUCUACUCGUUGUUCGUUUCAAUCUCGGCUCGGUCGAUCAUUUUCUUCCACUCUCGAAUGUAGCCAUGAAUGAUGGAGCUGUGCAUGUAGUCAAGCUUUUCCGAGCCGAUGCCAAUAUCACUGCUAUCAUCGACAAAUACCCUCCGAUUCGAUACCGGCCCGAGAAAGGCGAAGAUCUCGUCACGUUGAAUAUGCAAUGGAGGAUUUCGAUCGGUGCAGCACUGAAUGCAAAACAUCUGCUCAACAAUGAUCGAAUGAAACGCCACCUAAUCAAGAUCAUCGCCCCAUUUGAGGGAGACAUUGGAGGAGUGAACUUCAACGGGCUCUCGAUUUUGGAUCUACAUGCACAAGGUCAUCCAAACGUGCGCGCUGUUGGAGGAGUGAAACUUCUUUAUCAAGCACCACAGAAAAUGCAAUCAAGUGCAGAAGAUAUCGAUGGAGAUGGAAUCGAGCCUUCUCCAUUCUUCGAAGCGAUCGCCCCGAGUUGUCUCACCGUCGACGAACAGGAGCGUUGUUUUACUGACCCGGAACCCAUUGGGUUCUUCACGCCACAACUGCCGACUGCAGUGACGGCGUCGAGGCAGAGAGUUCAUCCGACAACUCCAUCACUCGGUGAGUAUCCCCGGGAUCCGUGGAGGAUCGAUCAAGACAAUCAAAGGAAAAAUCAUCAUUUUGCCCCACCCUUACCCCCACCCCCACCACCGACAACUCCACCAACUACGACAAGAAGAACUACAACAACAACAGCAACAACAGCAACAACAACAACUACUACUACCACUAGAAGAACCACCACCCCAACAACAACCAUGAAAACAACCACUACUGAAUCUGUUUACUUAGCCGAUUUCUUUGUUGAAGAAGGAUCAGCUGAUUUCCCAGAAUCUCAAGAAAAUUCUGUAGAGACGGUGAAAAGUCCGAACAAUGCCAAUCCUCUUAUGGCAACUGUAAGAACAACGGUUUCAACAAUGGCUACAACCAGAAAACAACAGCUUCCAAUUAGCUUUAAAUCAACCGUUUUACCUAGACCAUAUGAAAAUAUGAAUGAAGCGAUUCUGUUGAAUCCUGAUUAUGCGAGUAGUAUCUGGCAACAAGCCAUGGAGGCGCCAGACAUUGGACCAACUGGGCCAGCCUGGUUGGGUGCGACGAGAAAUCGGUCACGAGCGACGACAAGACGAACUGAGAGACCGAGAGAAAUGAGCACGAGAAGGCCCGCACCAACCAUUGGCAACAAGGAAAGAUCGACCCCGUCACCGCAAUUCCUCAUCGAAACAACGGCUCGCGUUUCGCCAUUCACCGUCUAUCCCCCGGUCCGACCCACGACUCCUAUGGGCACAGACCCAUUAGGGACAACAACAAUGAAGCCAGCAUCAGGAGAGGAUUUCCCUCGAACAAUGCUCAUCAUGGUCGGAUCGGGGACAGUGAUCGUCUUGAUUGCCGCCAUUGUCUUCUGUGUGUUUAAAUGUCGACAAAAUGCGCCACCAAGUGAACAUUAUCCGAUGGUGAUGAAUGGGAAAUCGACAGGCUAUGCGCCGAUCUCACAAGAAAUGUCACCGCAAAUGAUUCAUCAUGGAGAUCCAAGCACGCAACCAUUGAUUGCACCACGAAUCAAUACCCAAGUGAACGGCUACCAGCCAAUCAAAGGAUCAGUGAUUCCGAACGGAAUGAAUGGAGAUAGUCCAAAUGGGACGCCUGGAGGAGGUGGAGGAAUGAAUGGAGUGAAUGGAAUGAAUGGGACGGGUCCAAGGAGGAUCAAUGGAGGAAUGAAUGGUAGCAUGAACGGUUUAAACGGUGCCACAAAUGGAAAUGGCCCUAAAGCGACCGCGAAAAAGAAAGAUUUUAAGGAGUGGUAUGUG